AUGGCUGACGGCUCCCAGCGGCCGGGAGUUGAGCACCACCUCAACUGCCGCGACCACGGUCUGCAACUUCUCGGCCGUCUUGUCAAUCGAGGUCAAAUCCUGAUAGCUCAGAUUAGCAGGCAUCUUCUGAUGAGAUUCUUCACCAGAAGUGUACCGCCCCGAGUCAAUCCACGCAAGGCUUGUCUUUUGAAGAACUGGAAACUCUGGACCUUGCUUGAUUUGACCAACGAAUAUUUGACAAGGAAAUUGGAUCGUCAAACUCAUAUGUUAUAUGAACAAUCAGUUGUAGACUCAAAGAAGCUGCAGAAACUGGAUCAGUUUUUGACCUUCUUGGAACAUCGGUUCCUUACAUUGGAGGCUACCGGCAGUGAUAAGAUAAGUCACACCAAAAAGGCACAUGCGCUCAGAUUGAGGCAACAACAGCUUAACAAACUUCUGCAAAAUUCUGGAUUCAAGUUAAGAAAAUGGUGUACCAACAAUUUCCAAGUUCUACAAGGAGUUCCGAGGGAAGACAUCACUUCAAAUGUACAACUGGAGGAGACUUCAUAUGAGGACUACACGAUUAAGACCCUCGGAAUCACCUGGACACCAACGACAGAUCACCUUUUUGUAAUGAAAGCAAAAAUUUUCAUGCAACACCUCACAACGGAGGGUUAUGAGUACAAAGACGAUCUGCCGGCUCAUCUUCAGGAGAAAUGGAAACGCUACAGGGAGGAGCUAAAGGUUCUGAACACCAUAAAAGUACCACGUCACGUCUACUCAGGAAAAACACCUGUGACGGCAGAAAUCCACACAUUUGUUGAUGCCUCGGAGAAAGCAUAUGGAGCUGCUGCAUACAUCCGAGCAACAUAUAAGGACAAGCGAAGAACGAUCCAAAUAUUAUGUGCAAAAUCUCACUUAGCAUCAAUAAAUACAAUAACGCUACCGCGUCUGGAGCUUAAGGCUGCUGUAUUAGGAGCACAGUUGACCUCCAAAAUAAAGGAAGACUUGGCCAUGAAAAAUGCAUCCACAUAUUACUGGUCUGAUUCACGGAUUGUACUGUCAUGGAUAAAUUGCUCAUCAUCCAUUCGAGACAAAUUCGUUGCCACUAGAGUUGCAACAAUACAUGAGCUAUCCAUACCAAAACAGUGGAGACAUGUUGCAUCAGAACACAAUGCAGCAGAUGUCCUCUCCAGAGGAAUGACGGCUUCAAAAUUCGCGGAACAUGCCAUGUGGUUCUACGGCCCUAUGUUCCUACAUGGUUCAUCAUCCACAUGGCCGGCUCCUUUUAUUGCUACCAACGAGGAAUUAAUAAUUAUGAAUCCGCCAAAGGUUAGUCAAUCAUCCGUGAUGACUAUCACAAAAGAGGAGGACAUAAUAUACACAAUACAACAUAAUAAUUCAUUUAACAAGCUACUCAGAGUAAUAGCUUACAUGAUGCGCUUCCGACAUCAGAAUGGAAUUUUGCGUGUAGGAGGUCGACUGGAGGCGGCAAAUUUAUCAUUCGACUCCAAACAUCCGAUACUUCUGCCAUACAACGACCCUGUUGUGAAGAUGAUUCUUGUGCAAAUACACAAGGACAACAUGCAUUGCGGACCUCAGGCUCUAUUGACUACAUCAAGGCAGCAAUUCUGGAUCCUUAAAGGAAAAACUAUGGCUAGGAGCACGGUAAAAGCCUGUGUCAAGUGCACUAAAGCUAAGCCAAAAUUAAUGGAGCAGAUCAUGGAAAAUCUGCCACCACUUAGGGAUGCCAUGUUGAAUGAUGUGAGGAUACACAUCAGUGCCGAGCACCAGGGACGGAGGGGCAAGGAUGUGAGCGAAGUUGGAAACUCUCCAGAGGUGAGGCCUGCUCAUGGGGACGGCGAGCGGGAACGUGGCCGUGCUGGAGUUCAAGAUCGAGUUGUUUCCAUCUGGUCGUCGCGUCGUCACUGA
Molecule: messenger RNA, 1911 nt
Organism: Drosophila nasuta
Lineage: Eukaryota; Metazoa; Arthropoda; Insecta; Diptera; Drosophilidae
Exons: 7
Coding region: 1-1911 (636 amino acids)
Source: RefSeq, a predicted model, not a curated record